This is a messenger RNA of Pantherophis guttatus, 3422 nucleotides long. RefSeq names its product neuropeptide Y receptor type 2-like. Gene Ontology annotation, biological process: G protein-coupled receptor signaling pathway. The record is from RefSeq and is a predicted model, not a curated record. Gene Ontology annotation, molecular function: neuropeptide Y receptor activity. Gene Ontology annotation, cellular component: membrane. Lineage: Eukaryota; Metazoa; Chordata; Lepidosauria; Squamata; Colubridae.
GGUUGAACAAUGCAUGAACAGCAGCCACUGCUUCUCUCUCUUUCUCUCCCUCCACCUCCUGCUCUCUCUCUCUGUUGCUAAACACGCUUCCUUCUGUCUUGCUUUCACUCAGGCAGAGUCUGACAGAACAUCCAGCUUCAUGGGAUAGAGAUUAUCAGUGACACCCUGUUGAAGGCUUGGUCCCUCAGCAUUAUAAAAAAAAGGACAGCUUUCAGGGAAAAGUCCACUUCUGUCGUUUAAAGGGGCAGGAGAGGAAGGUUUUCUCUAAAAGAGAAAACUUUGAACAAGACCCCUUGCCUUGGGCUCACCACAAGAUUCUGCAGGGUGGAAAAAGAGUGGAAAUUCUAAGAACAAAGAGCUGGGUCAGAUACUGCAAUGAAACAAUAACUCCAGAUAAACAUACAAGCAUAAUACUGUCAACCCAGGGCCUAUAUAAAUACAAAAAAUAGGCAUGGGGUUGCUUGAUCAAGUCAAUAGCACCGUCAUCUUGGAAGAGCGUAUCUUAGAGAAGAAACCACAGUCUCGCUGGCAUGCAGACAGUCUUGUCACCCCCAGUCAAGGAUUUCAAGGCGGAUCCAGUGAAAUUAUGAUGGACAGCACCAAGAUCCUGGGGGUCCAAAUCAUACUGGUAAUGGCUUAUUCUCUCAUCAUUCUGCUGGGAUUCAUUGGCAACUCCUUGGUCAUCUACAUGAUAGUGAGAUACAAAACCAUGAGGACUGUAACCAACUUUUUCAUAGCUAACUUAGCUCUUGCUGAUUUAAUGGUGGAUACUUGCUUGCCCUUUACUUUGGCUUACACUCUGCUGGAUGAGUGGAAGUUUGGGGCUGUACUUUGUCACCUGGUGUCCUCUGCUCAAGCUUUAAGUGUUCAUGUAUCUAUUCUCACAUUAACCGUGAUUGCCCUCGAUAGGUACAGAUGUAUUGUUUUUCAUUUAGACAGUAGAAUAUCCAAGAAAAUCAGCUUCACCAUCAUAGCGAUUACAUGGCUGGUUGCCGCUCUCCUAGCUAGUCCACUGGCUAUCUUUCGAGAAUACAGAUACGAAGAAAUUCCAUCCAUCAACCUCAGAAUCGCUGUCUGCUCAGAGAAAUGGCCUUCUGGCAACAGAGAUGCCACUAUAUACAGCCUAUCCAUGCUCAUCCUGCAAUAUGUCUUCCCUCUUUCUAUCAUCUGUUAUGCCUACAUCAGGAUAUGGUUCAAACUGAAAAGCCACAUUAGUCCUUCUGCUAGAAAUGACACUCACUGUCGCAGGAAAAAGACCACAAAGAUGCUUUUCAUGGUCGUUGUGGUGUUUGCCGUCUCUUGGCUACCUUUCCAUGCUUUCCAGCUUGCCGCAGACUUAGAUAUGGCACUUGCCCUCCAUGAUUAUAAACUCCUUUAUACGGUAUUUCAUGUCAUAGCUAUGUGUUCCACUUUUGCAAACCCUUUGCUCUAUGGCUGGAUGAAUAAGAACUACCGCAAUGGAUUCCUUAUGUUCUUCCAUUGUCAGAAAAAGCCAGAGAGGCUCUAUGUAGAGGGAUCAAUUCGGGGGAGGUCCUUCACUUUCAAGGCUACUACUUUGAAUGGGAGCAUCAAGCACUCAACAGGUGAUGGACAGCUACCAACACCGGUUUAGUACAUAACAGCUUCAUCUCCACACAGGGCCUACCUGUGUUGCCCACCUAAAACUGUUGUUUCCUCCCCCCUAAAAAUAAAAUUGCCAAAUUUGAAUUGCCAAAAUGCUGUCAUUGUCAUAGUUAGAUGAAAGCACCUUAUCUAUUGGUCUCUCAAGCUUUGUGUACCAUCCAUUCUGCUUUCCCAAGUUAAACAAUCCUUGCCUCCAAUUUGUGUUUUGUGUUCCAAAAGAAGCAGAAAUCAUUUCAUUCCAGCAUGCUUUAAUUUAUGAGAAUAAAUACAUAAAUUUUACUGUUAUUUGAAGGGCAGGAGAAAUAGCAGGCAGGAUUAUUUCACUGCUUUAGGCGCUUAAGAGGGAAUGAAGUUGUUUGCAACAAUAUUGACAAAUCACAGCAAGCAAUGGCACUUAUUAAAUACAUGGUGUUUAUUUUAACUUCCUGCAGAUUUUUUCCACUCCUUAUACCAAAGAUCUAUCUUACCAUUCCUUAAUCAGAAUUCUGGGUAAUACAUUAUUAUAGUUAUAGUUCAACAAAAGAAUAGGAAUGAAAAAGUUGUAUAACACACGGGUUCUAUGAAAGUUGUUCUAAAGUAAUUAAUUCCAACUUCUCCAAAUAUUAAAAAGGGCAAAAUUUGCUUUUUGAUUUCCAGCAGAAAAUAUUGACUCUAAAUGUUUUUAGGCUAAUGUUGUUGAUAGUGACACUCACACUGCACUCCACUUUUUGCAUUUCAUUCACUGGUUAAAGUGAUUGUUAAAUCUUGUUCUUUAAUACGUAAAUAUUUAUUUUGGGAAUUGAAAUUCCUGUUCUUCUUGACUGUCAUGAAUAUUUCAUAUUAUGAGAUUGCUUUCCUACUUUUUCUGUUUGGGGGAUUCUAAGAUGUCAUCCAUAGCCUUCAUUCUUGGUAAGUUAUUGCAAAAAACAUGUCCUAUAAUACAGGUAGUCUUCGACUUACAAUAAUUCGUUUAGUGGCCAUUCAAAUUUACAACAGCACUGAAAAAUGUGACUUAUGACCGUUUUUCAAAAUUACGACCUUUGCAGCAUCCCCAUGAUCAUGUGAUCAAAAUUCAGAUACUUGGCAACUGGUUCAUAUUUAUGACUGUUGCUGUGUCUCAGGGUCACGUGAUCACCUUUUGCGACCUUCUGACAAGCAAAGUCAGUGGGGGAAGCCAGAUUCACUUAACAACCAGGUUACUAAUUUAGCAACUAUAAUGAUUCACUUAACAACUGGUACAAGAAAGGUCAUAAAGUGGGACAAAACUCACUUAACAAAUGUCUCACUUAUCAACAGACAUUUGGGGCUCAAUUGUGGUCAUAAGUCGAGGACCACCUAUACUUAUAUCCACCUACUUAACCAAUUCAGAUUCUGCAUGAAUACUAUAGAAGAACAGAUUUUCCUUAUCCUGAAUUCUCAGUUCUUCUAGUGUCCAAAGUAAGAAUCAGGAUAACUCCAGGUGGAAGGGAGAGUAAUUGCAAAGAGCAAAUGUGAGUAUUGUGGCAGUCAGUAAAGCACUCUCUCUAACUGAAAAUUUUGUGGUUCAUUGCCAACAUGUUGUAUCAAUUCUACCAUUGCUCCAGGUGAUCUUUAUCCAGAAUUGUUCAGAAAUGCUACGGAAUAUUGAUAUCCUUGACAAUGGUGUUUGCUCUGGGUCCUAGUAUGUAAAUGAAAUCUUCAUUAGCUAAGGGAAAGGAAUGGAGUCAAAAUGAUUAUAAUGAGAUUAGAGGUGUAAUGGAUAACUAUGUCUUCAUGAUGCCCAGUGAAAUAAUCAUCACAAAUUGCUGCCAAUGUACAUUAAAACAUCUAUCUGGAAGGAA